This is a messenger RNA of Schistosoma curassoni, 485 nucleotides long. The record is from the annotation of a GenBank genome assembly. NCBI's taxonomy places the organism in Eukaryota, Metazoa, Platyhelminthes, Trematoda, Strigeidida, Schistosomatidae.
CAUUUUAUUAUUAUGAAGUUGAAUGUAUUUCAUUAUUUUAUAUUCAUUAUGUUGCAGUAUUAUGGAUUAUGUAAAUGUCAAAUGACAAAGGAACAAUUCAAUCUCCAUGGAAGAAAUCAUAAACUUAAAGAUGAUAAUCAUGAUUCUAGAAUUUUUGAACAACCUCCGUUGGAACAUAAACGGGAUAAUACAUUACAACAAUAUAUGGAACGUUAUGUGAAACAGUGCAAUUCAAGUAUUACUUUAACGAAACAAUAUUUCAAUAAUACACUUAGUGUAAAUAUUUCUGACAAUAAAGAUAUUAAAAGUAUAUUCAAAGUAUGGUCAACCAAACAUUAUCCUUAUAGUUGUAUUGUUUAUGAUUGUUCAUCCUAUAAACAGUUAGUUACUUAUGAUACGAGAAAUAUUGCUUGUUCAAUUGGUGAUUGUAAGAAGCAAAGUAAUUCAGGCAAUAUUAUCCUAUGUAACUAUUAUCCAGUGUAAGU